AUGGACAUACUGAACAUUCUCAAGCACCAGUUGGAAGUAGUGGACGACUCGGUUUCUACCAAACAGUUAAUAGAUCAGUUGGUAUCAACAGGAAGUCCGGAACAACCGGUUCGUCUGGUUGAACUUGACAACGUGGUUAAACGUCACUGCGAGUGGUUGCAUCAUCUUCCCCGGGUGCAUCCAUUCUACAAUGUUCAGUGCAACGAUGACAGCCGAAUUUUGGGCACGGCGGUGCUGCUCGAUUGUGGUUUUGUUUGUGCUUCUCGAGCUGAAAUUGGGAAGAUACUUAGUCUAGGCGUUGAUCCAAACUGGAUUAUUCUGAGUCAGCCAGAGAUUAGUGUGGAGUUGCUGAAAUUUGCAAGAAGAAAGAGUGUUAAAUUGAUGGUGGAUAGUGAGGACGAGCUUCAUCAAAUUCAACAGUACUACCCUGAGGCUGAAAUUUUAAUCAGAUUCAAUUUCAAAUCGACCCAAGCUACUGAUGUCGAUAACUACGAUCCAGAUCGGAAAUGUCAAAGGUUACUGAACCUGUCCAGAGAACUCGCGCUGAACGUAAUUGGAUGGUGUUGGAGCAACAUUGAACCUGACUGCUCAAAUUACAGCAUCCUCUACGAUGUACUCCGAAAAGGACGAGAAAUCGUUGACUAUGCCAUGAUUCUAGGAUUCAGCUUCAGACUUUUCAGUAUUGGUGGUGGUUUUGCUGGUGGGAAGGACGCCAAUGUCGACCAGUUCGCAGUACACAUUAACCAAGGCUUGGACGAGUUCUUUCCGGAAAGAGAUGGCCUUACGUUCAUUGCUGAUACGGGCAAACUAUAUAGUGCAGCUGCUGUGACAGUUGUUACCGCAAUCUGCGAUAAGCAGAUUUUCCAAAACCCGAAGCUACCGGCACAAAUUGAACGAAUCUUUUACUACUUGAACUAUCGAGUCAGAGCUGGAGAUUCUAAAGAAGGGGUCAAGCCACUUGUUUGGAAAAGCCUUCGCAACUGUCGUGCGAUGUGCAAAGCGGACGUGUUUGGUCCAGUAGGUGAUGGAUUCGUGUGUUUGGAAAGGGAUAUGGUGCUUCCAGAACUAAACGUGUCAGAUUUUCUCGUUUUCGAGGAUCAAGGUUGUUCUUUGCGAGGGGUUUCGGUACGGCUCGAUGAAGGAAGCUCUCCCACAAGUGUGGUGGUUAUCCGCAGGACUAUGUGGGAAUAUUUGAGGUUAUUUGCAAAUACAAGUCAUCCUAGACAGCUAAUAGAAGGAUCCAAAUAUCUGCAGAAGGAGUGGAAGAUUGAUAAGUUAAUCUACGAGUAAACUAAUUUACCUUUCCUGUAAUUAAUUGUAUUACAGUCGUCAACGAAGUAUCACUCUGACCAAAAGUCAACAAAUUAUUAGUUAAUAUUUUUCUAGUUAAAAAUUAGAACACCAGAACUUUACACCAACAGAGCUUCUGAAAA
Topomyia yanbarensis is the source of this 1433-nucleotide messenger RNA. Its product is annotated as ornithine decarboxylase-like. NCBI's taxonomy places the organism in Eukaryota, Metazoa, Arthropoda, Insecta, Diptera, Culicidae. Gene Ontology annotation, molecular function: ornithine decarboxylase activity. The record is from RefSeq and is a predicted model, not a curated record. The transcript has 3 exons. Gene Ontology annotation, cellular component: cytoplasm. Bases 1 to 1290 code for a protein of 429 amino acids.